AGAGUCCCAGCCCGAUGAGCAUUAUAUAAACACCAACCCCCUACAUCCACAUGUUUCUAUGUGUUCAAAUCAACACAACCAAGAUGUUUUCCUCUAUAAGCGCCUUUUUCGGGAUCCAAAAAAGCCAAGAAUGUAUUUUUUGCGACCGGGAAAAACUCGCCGCUCCUGUUUACGAGAAUGAAGAAGUAUUCGCCAUUGACAAUAUCAGAAAAGCGGGAGAAUCGCAUUGGUUGAUCAUACCCAAGCGACAUAUUCGUGAUAUUGAAAAAUUGGAUGCUGGAGAAGCUAUAUUACAAGAACUGGACAAUGUUAAGAAACAUCUCCUGCAGGCAUACUAUCCGGAUAUCCCUAAAGAACAUGUUCAUUCUGGGUAUCAUCGUGGACAUCGACCAAUGGUUGGUACAUUAGGUCUGCCUGAUAUAAUAUCCGUCCACCAUCUUCAUCUUCAUGUGAUUGUUUAUCCAUUUAGCAUAUUAAAGAUGUUCAAGUAUCCGAAUUGGCUGUCAUUGAUGUGGGCGAAUGAUGAGGAGAUUCUACAGAGGGCUGUUACACACAAGUCGGUUUAAUUUGUUAGAUAUUCAAGUUAUGAAAUAAAUCAGGACCAGAUAAUGAGUAUACAGGGCUGCUUCAGUGCUCAUACAUUGUGAGGGCUCGACGCCCCCGGUGUUGUCCAGAUGCUUUUGGAAUAUGUCUAUGGUUGGGUAUUGGCUUGCCCGGCUGUUAUUGCUCGUGUGUGUAUAGAAGGUCUGGUAAACUAUAGACUUAUUGAUUUCAUUUUCAUGGUGCC
This is a messenger RNA of Aspergillus ruber CBS 135680, 787 nucleotides long. RefSeq names its product HIT family protein. Gene Ontology annotation, molecular function: catalytic activity. Lineage: Eukaryota; Fungi; Ascomycota; Eurotiomycetes; Eurotiales; Aspergillaceae. The transcript has 3 exons. The coding region runs from base 84 to 566 and encodes 160 amino acids. The record is from RefSeq and is a predicted model, not a curated record.